Colletotrichum truncatum is the source of this 207-nucleotide messenger RNA. The record is from RefSeq and is a predicted model, not a curated record. NCBI's taxonomy places the organism in Eukaryota, Fungi, Ascomycota, Sordariomycetes, Glomerellales, Glomerellaceae.
AUGAAGUUUUUCUUGAGUCUCGUCUCUGCACUGUUGGUCACGGCGGCUUCAGCCUACGUAAUUAAUAUACCGGCCGACGAUACUAAGGAGGAUGUUCCUGUGCAGCCCAGUUGGCGGGAACCAGAGCACGUCUUCGGAGAUCUUGGCGCCAUGUCUGGCAACGGAGAGGGUUUCUGUAAGUCGAGCCGUGAGUCUAAAAAACGCUAG